UCGAUUAUAUAUUUUGGUUUGUUUUGAUUUGCCAUAGCAACUGCUGCCAGUGUAUGGUUUCCUAACACACCGGCGUAAAUUAUUCAUUGUAGAGGUGGUGGUAGUGCUAGAGCUACUAUUGUGAAUAGUAGCACGUUACAGCAAACAUUGUAUAACACCGCACUAACGUAAUCAACUCUAAAUACAUUAAAGGCACCUUUUUCGUGGAAGAUUCAGCCGGAGGGUUAGAGAAUGUCUGUAAACACUGGCCGUGGUUUACCUUUUUUGCCAGGAAAUUCUUUUCGGGACAUUACGAAGUCAGCUUUCAACCUGUCCCAAACAUUGGCAUACAAGAAUGGGUAUGCCCUUCCACGUCGGCCUACGGUGGGCAUCGGACAAACCCCCCUCUUAUCAGAGCAGCUGACCCAGAAUGAGUUCAACAAGCUGUCCGAAGAGACCUCUCUUUUGACGUACGGCACCACCCACCGUAAACCUGCACUGGACUUCAUCCCUGCUCAUGUGGCCUAUGACAAGAAGGUGCUGCAUUUCUAUGCAUACUUUCAACAGAAAGUGCAGCACUCUCCGGAUGAGGAGUACCGCGUUCGUCCUGUGGUCAUCUACUACUACCUGGAGGACGACAGCAUGCUCAUCUCUGAGCCUACGGUGGAAAAUUCUGGGAUACCCCAGGGCAAGCUGAUCAAGCGCCAUCGUUUGCCCAAGAACGACCGCGGUGACCCCUACCACUGGAAGGACCUGAACCAAGGCAUGGACCUGUGUGUGUACGGUACAUGCUAUCGCAUCACACACUGUGAUGCCUUCACACAGGACUUCAUGGAGAGUGAGGGCCUGGUCCUGAACGACCCGGAGCCGACCCCGGUCGACCCCUACCUCACACGGCGUACCCCGGCCCAGCGCUCUUACGUCACCCCCUAUGACUUUGACCGUCUGAAGCAGUUUGUGACCAUGGACCGCAAGGUGCUGCGAUUCUAUGCGCUGUGGGACCACACUGACUCCCUGUACGGUGAGACCCGACCCGUCACCAUCCAGUACUACCUGGUGGAUGACUCUGUGGAGAUCCGAGAGGUCCACAAGCCCAACAGUGGGCGAGACCCCUUCCCAGUGCUGCUUCGCAGACAGAGGCUGCCCAAGACCACCAAGCCAACCUGUGAGCCCUUUCCCAGAUGUGUGCUGGAGGUGUCAUCACAGGAAGUGCAACAGUACUACACCCCGAAGGACUUCCGGGUAGGGGAGACGCUCAUGCUGAUGGGGAGACGUUUUCUGCUGUAUGACUGUGAUGAGUUCACCAAGAACUUCUACAAGCAGAACCACCCCGACAUCGACAUUAAGCCCAGGGAAGUGGCCAGGAAGAUGGAACAGGACCAGAAAAAAAGCUUUCCACCUUACAACGGUUACGGAUCCUUGGAGGAUUCACUCCAGAACUGCUUCUCUCUGGUGCCUGAGCCCCCCAAGAAGGACCUGAUGAAGAUGCUGGAGAACGACCACAAAGAGCUGCGCUAUGCUGCUAGGAUGGACUCUCAGAAUGCUCAUGAUGAGGGCCGGCGCUUCAUCCUCUCCUACUUCCUGUCCGACGACAUGAUCAGUAUUUUCGAGACGUCCACACGCAAUUCUGGGAUAAUCGGCGGCAAGUUCCUGGAGAAGACUCGCAUUCCAAAGCCAGGCUGCUGCGUGGACAACCCCGAAUUCUAUGGGCCUGCCGACUUUGCCAUUGGAGCUACCUUAGAGGUUUUCAGACACAGAUUCAUAUUGACCGAUGCUGACCACUAUGUGCUCAAAUACCUGGAGUCCAUCUCGGACCAGAUCCCCACUCAGACACUGGUGUCCCUUAGGCAGAAGCUAGGGCUUGGCCGGGGCCUGGAACAGGGAGACGACCAAACCAGCACCUCUCCUGGGUUGGGUCACAGCUCAGAUGAGAUAAAAGAAGCAGAGCAGUCUUCAUGAUGCCAGAAGCUUCCUUCCAUUCUAAACAAGUGUCUUUCCCUUCCUCAUCUUUGACCCCUUCAACAGAUCCUACAAUCCAUGGCAUCAUCAUACCCAUGCAGUAUCUAUCUAGUGUUAAUAAAUGGCAUAUUUAAAUCAUUUCAGCUCUUGUUUCCUGUUGUUUCUUUCUACAGUAACAUUGUGCAAUGUACAUACACAUCUGUCCUCACCAUU
Molecule: messenger RNA, 2151 nt
Organism: Osmerus eperlanus (European smelt)
Lineage: Eukaryota; Metazoa; Chordata; Actinopteri; Osmeriformes; Osmeridae
Gene: efhc1
Product: EF-hand domain (C-terminal) containing 1
Exons: 10
Coding region: 232-1938 (568 amino acids)
Biological process (GO): mitotic spindle organization; cilium-dependent cell motility; mitotic cytokinesis
Cellular component (GO): mitotic spindle; axoneme
Molecular function (GO): alpha-tubulin binding
Source: RefSeq, a predicted model, not a curated record